Messenger RNA from Penicillium waksmanii, 711 nucleotides. Its product is annotated as histidine phosphatase family protein. Gene Ontology annotation, cellular component: cytoplasm. Lineage: Eukaryota; Fungi; Ascomycota; Eurotiomycetes; Eurotiales; Aspergillaceae. The coding region runs from base 1 to 711 and encodes 236 amino acids. The transcript has 3 exons. The record is from RefSeq and is a predicted model, not a curated record. Gene Ontology annotation, molecular function: phosphatase activity.
AUGUCACCAAUUGUUCAUUGUGUGCGCCACGCGCAGGGGGUCCAUAAUCUCAGCCAUGCAAACCACCAUUUGCCUGAUCCCGAGCUAACAUCUUUGGGAGGAGAGCAAGCUCGGGUAUUGGCUGCUAGCUUCUCUUCAUCGGAAAACAUCCAAUUGAUUCUGUCAUCGCCAUUGCGACGCACGAUUCAGACCGCGCUUUUGGCGUUCCCUGGCAUGCAGGUGGUUGCCUGGCCAGAGUUGCAGGAAGCAAGUGAUCUUAUCUGUGACACUGGGAGUGACCUGCUUGAUAUAAAGUCCGAAUUCGAGAAAUCACUGGUUGAUUUCUCUUUGGUAGAGCCUGGCUGGCACAUCAAGCAAGGAAAAUGGGCCCCAAUCGCAAAAAGGCUCUUGGAAAGAGCUCAAUCAGCACGACAGUGGCUGAGCCAACGAUCUGAGAAGGAGAUUGUGGUGGUUUCACAUGGCUGUUUUCUACAUUUUCUUACAGAUGAUUGGGUGAAUGCCGUUAAUUCACAUGCAACCGACUGGACCAAUGCUGAGUUUCGCUCCUUUAAAUUUGCACAUGACGAGGACAAAACGCCGGCUCUGCGUGAGACCAUAGAAUCUAGGGAAAGACGAGGGUUGGGGCCAGUUCCCCCGACCCAAAAACAACAGCUGGAGCUGCAGCAGACGACUCUUGAAACUUGGAUCAAAUGGGGUGUCAUAUUGGCGUAG